Molecule: messenger RNA, 1464 nt
Organism: Coniophora puteana RWD-64-598 SS2
Lineage: Eukaryota; Fungi; Basidiomycota; Agaricomycetes; Boletales; Coniophoraceae
Exons: 10
Coding region: 1-1464 (487 amino acids)
Source: RefSeq, a predicted model, not a curated record
AUGACUGGGUCAUGUUGCACCGUGUUGCCCAAAGCUGCGAAUGCGGUAAGCGGGGGCGUUAAAGAGCAUCGUCCGGUGACAGAUACUCAAAAGGAUGAGUUGGCCGGACUUGGCCAGUUGAGAGCUGUUGAGAGAUGCAUAGGUCGCGAUCGGCGGUCCGGCGAUGUCCGGCGGUUGGUUGACAUGACAUGUCGGGCUGUCAGUUGGCUGUCAGAGCGGAGACACUUUCAUGUAAACCAACCAAGAGCAAGGCAAUCAAGUAGCAGACACCUUAGGCUUCAACAGCUAGACGUCGACGUCCAUCCAGGCUACAAGAAACCGAGGGCCCAUUGGAGACAAGUAGAACAUCGUUUUCUUGCUGGAUGGUUGUCAUUUCUAGCCGAUGAAAUGAAGGCUCAUGAAUGUAUUUUGGUGAAGGGGAAAAUGAAAAGGUGGAACAACACUUACCUAGUACACAGGAAAGUUUGGUCCGGCCUGGACCUAUUUUUGGUACAGCCUGAGUGGGGGCUAGCAAAGGAUAUUCAAAUCAUUAUCUAUGUCGUGACGCAUAACGCAUCUUGCCCAAAAAUAACUUCUGGGCUGCGAGCCGCUCGUACCAAACGCGUGCAUACCAUCUCGGGCGACGAAGAGCCACAGCCAGGCUCUCUUCGACGUGACAUGUCCCUGUUUGGACGUCUGUGCACUCAUCAAGAACACACAUACAGCGAGUGCGAGUACAUUGUUGCACACUUAGGGCAAACACAGCAACUCUCAUCUACUUACCACCGCUCGCCAUGUCAGACGUCAGAGCCGUUCCGUGGAAAUGCCCUUCUCGCGUACUCAGGAAAUGUCUCUGGUGUGCCAAGAAGCAAGAGGCUGAGGAAAAGCGGUUUCAAACCUGCUCAGUAUGUGUUAUAUUGUAGUAAGGAGUGUCAGGUUAAAAGCUGGCCUACGCACAAGAUGGGCUGUCGUCACAAUGCACAAACGAAAGUCACCUGCAAAAAUAAGCCAGAGGUAGGAAAGCGAGUCACAGAACUUAGGCUCUGGCACGCAGCUCAUUCUCCCGUAUUCUACGCUAUCCUGAUUUAUGCAUUGGACCUCGGCAACAAACCGAGAAAUUAUGCAGAGAAGGUUUUGUUCAUUGAGCUUGAGCUCAAGCCCCAGCACACGCAGCUGGCCCUCCAAAACAAAUACAGGGUUUGCGAUGGAAUUGAGCUGACAACCGCGGAGGCACGCGAGUUUGUGGGAGACGAGAACUGCGGAGAGACCUUCAACACAUCGCAAUUCACGAACCCUGAUGGACGCCUCGUCCGCUUUGGAAGUUUCCUGUUGCAUUGUGAUGACACCGUGAUACUCAUUCGACUCAACCUUCCACAUGAGUCUGCUAUCGAUUCUGUGCUCAAGAUUCAUCCACGCCCGACAAAUUGGGUUGAAUGGCUUAAGAGAACCAUUGAGAUCAACGGCUCUCGCCCUGACAUGAUUUGA